ACUGGAUCAGUCAAUGGAAUGGGCGAUUCUUCAAGUGCAGUUGUCUUGCUCAUGUGGGACUCAUCAUACACCUUGGCCAUGAUGGCAAACAAUGUCCGGCGGUCACAGAUCGGUGGAAUUUGUUCAAAGAAGAUGAACCUGAAGACCUGCUCGAGCCUGAAGAUCUGCCAUUUGUGUCUGGACCCAAGUUCCAGCCAAAGGAAAACACCAUGGUCAUCGUUGACAAGUCCAGAGUUUAUCGCCUGGAGGUUCGAUGCUGUGAUUGUCCGAAUGCCAUGAGUCCAGACAUUCAAAUGCCGAAGACUGUGUUCACCUUCAGAGUGCUCGAUGAUUUUCUACUGGACAGCCUUGAAUGCGGCACCUCUGCGAUCAACUAUUACAGCAAGCUCCAGCAAAUGACCUCGAGCAUGUUUCCACACCUUGUUCCGGACCGAUACAGAGAGCUCAUGAGGGUCGCUCGACAGUGGAGGCAGUUGAAGACAAUGAAAUGGCAUGGCUUUGGCCAUCGUUCCGAUAACCCGAGCACAGGAGAACUCGCAUUAUUUUGCCCUGCAUGUCCUCAGCCUGGUAUUAAUGUGCUGUUGUCAGAGGAUGGAUCACUUGAUGACUGGAAAUACACCCGGUCAUUUGUGAUGGACGGAAAUUUCAAAGCCGAACAUCUGCAUCCCAUCAAGCCAUUUGAUGAAGUUUGGCUGUCCGAUGGGCUUAGAUUCAUGGUAGGAAAGGACAGGUAUAAAAUGCAUCUGGCAGAGGCUGCUGACAUGGUGGAAAAAUCAAGCUGCAACAACCACCGGGCAGUAAAUCAAGCUAAUGCUGCUAGGCACAAGCUGGAGUCCACCGGUAUCGGGGGAGUUGCCUGUGCCCAACAUGGUUGCUUUGUCCCUCACUCCAUGGUGGAUUUUCAGAAAGGCAAAAGACAAAUAAACAUGGACUACACCCUUUGCGAGGCUUCCCAGCACAACAUGGAAGGCAUCACCAGGGCCGUCACCUUCUACGAUAUCAACUGUCAAUACAACAAACACUUUCGGGUUCGGGUGGAUCGAAGUCGAUUUCUAGAAAUGGCACAGCAACUAACCAUCAUUCCCGGAAUUGGGUUGUGGCAUGUUCAUGGCCAUCAGGACAGCUGCUAUGUCCAAUAUGCAUCUAACUUUAUUGAAGGCAUUGGUCGGAUCGAUGGAGAGAUCAUGGAGACACUAUGGGCACGGCUCAAUCUGAUUUCCUCUGCUGCUUGGGGAAUGACUCUAUGCCGGAAAUACAAGCUGGCGAGGAAUGGCAUCUCAGAAAGUGGAAAGGCAUUUGACAGACUCGAUGAAGCAGCACCUGCACAUUUGAAGACCGAAUGGUUAGCCAGGGAGAGGAUAGCUCAGUCAAGCAGAUUGAAUGAUCCUGCGGUGAUGGAUGAAUAUGAGAUCAAUAUAAAAAAGGCACCGAGCAAAAAGGAGAUUGAGCUUAGAUUAUUAGAGGAGGGUAACGCCCACAAUGCAGCACCCUCUCGCAGAUCUGUGGCGACGUGGAUAUCAAUGGGGUUGGCGAUUGAAGAGGCUCAGAUUGCAUUGCUCAUUGAGGUCCAAAGGAUUGGAAGAAGAUCCACGGAGACACAGAGAUUAGACAUCGCCCAUCAACACGAUCGGCUCCAAGGCCAGAUAGAUGGAUUCACUCGGUCUGCUCUAACACAUCUCGGGGAGGGAUUUGAUGCAGAUGAUGAACCUGACAACUUGAAUGUAGACAUUCUCGAUGAUCUCGAUGAUGACCUGGCAGAUUUCACAGAGAUAUCUCAUACAUGGACAAACUCUCCCGAGCUCACUGUAAUCCCGUUGCCAUUAAACCUGGGGGAUCUGAUUCCCCUGGAGAUGUCGCUUCAUGAAGGGCAGGCCAAUGAUGCCCUUCACAAUCUCCAAAUUUACCUGUGCAACAAGGCCAUCCUGUUCCGAACAACUGUUAGGCAGGCCAAAUCCCAGGCCCUGAAAACUCGAGCUUGGUCCCAGGUGACGUCGGUCAUAUAUACAAAGACCAGGAAGCAAAUGAUGAAACUUGAGCCGGGGCAAGACCAGCUUCAGAAAUACAAACCCCUGCUUUGCGAGCAACUGAAAAUCAGCACUGCAGUGGGCGACCCAAAUGCCCGAGGUCAAUGACCUGACGGGACCCAUCCCAAGUUUACCAAGUCCAUUGGCUUCGGGCAAAGGCACUACGGGAUCGAUGGAGGGAAGAAAUGAUAUUGGUCAAAUUGCAGAUGGAUUGGACAUGUAACUUCUUUUUGUGGAAAGCAACCCAAUGGGGCGACCACAUGCAGGAAUCAUUGGAGAAAUGCCUUCUGGGUCACGGAUGCUACGCCGGAAGGCAAUCCCAAAUGUAUUCAUUGCUCGCACAGGAUGCACAGGCAGCUUUUCAAGACCUACAGAACAUGUUGAUAGAGGCUGGAGAUGAAUGAACA
Molecule: messenger RNA, 2431 nt
Organism: Suillus plorans
Lineage: Eukaryota; Fungi; Basidiomycota; Agaricomycetes; Boletales; Suillaceae
Exons: 10
Coding region: 210-2132 (640 amino acids)
Source: RefSeq, a predicted model, not a curated record